AUGGCUGCGUCGAUAUCACCCCAUCGAUUGAUUUAUCUCUGUGCUCCAAUCAUCCAGUCGCUACUGGCGGCUUGGGUGAUAUAUUUGUUGGUCGACUUCGUACUGGAACACGCGUUGCCAUCAAAGUGUUUCGGUCUUACGGCGAAUCAACGAGCCGCACGGGAGAUUCAUACAUGGUCGAAAUGCCAGCAUCCCAAUGUCGUUGAGCUGAUCGGAUUGACAGUAUUCCGCGAAUGUUUGGCGAUGGUGUCUGAGUGGGAAGACAACGGAAACAUGCCACACUACCUGUCACGCAACCCAACGGUCAACAGAUGCGAGCUAAGCAAGUCUAUCUGCGCAGGAGUCUUAUACCUACACAGCAUGGAUAUUGUACACGGGGACCUGAAAGGAGCGAACGUUCUCAUCGACCGCAACGGAGCUCCAAGACUGACCGACUUUGGCUGUGCCAGUUUUCUGAGCACUACACUGCACUUCACGCAAACUAACACCGGUCCGAGCUACUCGGUUAGAUGGACAGCCCCGGAGAUACUACGAGGAAAGACUGGUCAUACAAAGGAAGGAGACAUAUAUGCGCUCGGAAUGACUAUUCUGGAAGCGUUCACGACAGAGGUUCCGUUCUCUAGCCGGUCUGAGAUCUCGCUCUACCGGCAUAUUGUAGAUCGAAAAAAGACGCCUCCACGGCCCGAGAGCAUCAUACCUGAGAGGAGCGUACUUGGGAACGUACUGUGGGCGAUACUUAUGAGCUGCUGGUCGUACAAUCCUGCGGGUCGUCCGACAGCUCAGGCUGUUCAUACGCUGGCGAGUCAAAUGCUACCCUUGAGUCCUGAGUUACUAGAUGUAAUCGCAGAGGAGCCUGAAGAUGAUAAUGACGAUUGA
Rhizoctonia solani is the source of this 876-nucleotide messenger RNA. Its product is annotated as kinase domain protein. Gene Ontology annotation, biological process: protein phosphorylation. The transcript is spliced from 9 exons. Bases 1 to 876 code for a protein of 291 amino acids. Gene Ontology annotation, molecular function: ATP binding; protein kinase activity. NCBI's taxonomy places the organism in Eukaryota, Fungi, Basidiomycota, Agaricomycetes, Cantharellales, Ceratobasidiaceae. The record is from RefSeq and is a predicted model, not a curated record.